AUGAAUGUCAGUACAAGUGCAUUGGGCGUUAGAAGGAGGAAAGUUGCUACACAGAAUAUUGACGACGAAGAGAAUGCAGCGGUUUUGAAACUAGGUCCUGAAUUUCAAUUAACUCAGAUAACAAACUCUGGAGAGGAGCAGCAGUUGAUAGCCCUCAAUCUAUCCGAGACGAGAUUGUUAAUUAGAGCAGCUUUGAAGGAACGAAAGAAGAGUCAAAAAGCCAAAAGUCGUGGUCGUCAACUGUCCCAAGCGGGCACUGAUGAUGCGAUGAAUUCUGACUCAGAUGAGGAUGACGAUUAUAACAACACUAAAGAGGAUGAGAUUUCCAAUAUGGAACUAGCAGGACCAAACCUGAACGAAAUCAUACACAAGACAUUAAAUUACUUAACCAAUUUCGCCAGAUUCAAGAAUAGGUCAAGCUGUGAAACGGUUGAGAAGCUUCUCAAUGAUUUCAAUGAACAUUGCAAGGAGCAUUUGCAUCCUUUUGAAAUUGCGCAAUUGGGAACUUUGGAAUGCGAGGAUGCUGAGGAAGCAAAGAGUUUGAUACCGAGCUUACAGAAUAAAGUUUCAGACGUCCAGUUGCAAAGUUUGUUGACUGAGUUGAGGAAAUACCAAACAUUGACGUAA
This is a messenger RNA of Lodderomyces theae, 627 nucleotides long. RefSeq names its product DNA-directed RNA polymerase II subunit (gene RPB4). Gene Ontology annotation, cellular component: RNA polymerase II, core complex; P-body. Lineage: Eukaryota; Fungi; Ascomycota; Pichiomycetes; Serinales; Debaryomycetaceae. Gene Ontology annotation, molecular function: nucleotide binding; translation initiation factor binding. The transcript has a single exon. The record is from RefSeq and is a predicted model, not a curated record. Gene Ontology annotation, biological process: transcription initiation at RNA polymerase II promoter; mRNA export from nucleus in response to heat stress; positive regulation of translational initiation. The coding region runs from base 1 to 627 and encodes 208 amino acids.